AUGGGGGUAACGACGAGAGGGAAGAAGAGGAAGGUUGGGCAGAGAGACGUGUGGGAUUUAAUCGUGAAGAACGAUGAUAUAAGUUUCAAACACAUUCUCCCGGGGUUGAAUCAAACGGAUUUGAAAUUCUUGUACGAAGUGAAUACGGAGACGAGAAAGUUGAUUAAGAGAUCGUCUUACAACAAGGGGGAGUUGCAAAAGGAGUUUAAAGUGAGAGAGAUGUCGUCGAUAUCGACUUUGGAAGUAGCGUGGGAGCAUUAUCCGUGGGGUAAGUUGGUAAGGCAGUACGGCCCAAGGAGGGACGAACCAUAUUUCUGCGAGAGAGUUGCUCUAACGAAUAAACUCGAGUUGCUCAAGUGGGCGCGAGAGGAGAAAAAGUGUGAGUGGGAUAGAAGGACGAUUCAUGCGGCCGCAUAUCAUGGUAAUCUGGAAAUGGUAAAGUAUUGCGUUGCAAAUGAGUGUCCUAUUGAUGAGAUGGCGUGUGCAUGUGCUGCCUUAGAAGGUCAUCUCGAGGUACUCAAAUACUUACGCGAAGAAGUCAAAGCGCCUUGGGAUUCGAGAACUGCCACUUUUGCGGCUAAAUAUGGUCAUCUUCACAUACUCGAAUAUCUUGUUGAGCGUAAGUUUGAUAAAUAUGACGCAUGUGCGUGUCGGUGGGCGGCCGAGUACGGCCACUUGGACUGUUUGAAGUACUUGCGCGAAACCGCCAAAGCGCCGUGGAACUAUUGGGCCGUAGAAGGAGCGCACGAGAACAACCACCUCGAAUGUUUACAAUACCUCCUCGACAACAACUGUCCAUUACCAUCGGGUUGGCGAUACGAAGGCGGCGAGUUACACACUCCAUAA
Bathycoccus prasinos is the source of this 846-nucleotide messenger RNA. RefSeq lists its product with no specific name. Lineage: Eukaryota; Viridiplantae; Chlorophyta; Mamiellophyceae; Mamiellales; Bathycoccaceae. The coding region runs from base 1 to 846 and encodes 281 amino acids. The transcript has a single exon. Gene Ontology annotation, molecular function: protein binding. The record is from RefSeq and is a predicted model, not a curated record.